GGGAACGUAGUGAAUUGGAUGACACAGUGCGUGCGCAAGAAGGGUGACAAGAUAACAUAGGAUGUUAAAGAAAAAGGAGAAAUCCUGAUUUACCAAAAUAAUUUUUCCUUUUUUGGAAUACAAAUCUGUCGGCUUGAAGCUUAUAUUUUGGAGGGUGGCCAUAUACUGUAGCCUUCCCGUAUCGGACAUUAUCCUGUAGCCUAUUUAUUUGCGUGGCCCUGUGCCAUUAUAAUGGCUCGACAGUAGCCUUGGACAAUGUGUUCAAAACGUCGGAUGUGUCUUUUACCGAGGCGAUCCCGUUAGAAUAUGAUUUUAACGUACCAAUAUAUACGAUAUAUAUGUGCUUCCCAUCGAAAUAAUAACGCGCUCUUCCGUACGGAUCCAUUCGAAAUCUGGGCGAUUGUAAUUGUAUAGCCAUCUCUCCAUCCUUAUCUGGAUCUCUGUCCUAUUGGUGCGAUGGCCUUCUCCCUUCUGGCUAUCCUGAUAUUAUCUCUCCACGCUCUCCCAUCCAUUGGCUGUCCAGUGGGAUGUCGCUGCUACAGCCUGACUGUGGAGUGUGGCUCUAUGGGCCUCCGGGACAUCCCCUCACAUGUCUCACCUUCCGCACAGACAAUCUUCCUUCAGGACAAUGCUAUCGGGCAGAUCCGUCUGUCAGACCUCUCCCAGCUGGGCCGUCUGCACUACCUGUAUCUGCAGAACAACAGUAUCUCAGCCCUGGAGCCCGGGGCCUUCCAGAGCCAGGGUCAUCUUCUGGAGCUGGCACUCAAUGGGAACCGCAUCCACUUGGUCACAGCAGACAUGUUCAGGGGCCUGGAGCACCUCCGCAUCCUCUACCUGGCAGGAAACGACAUCACUCGCCUACAGGACUAUACCUUCAGAGGCCUACAGCGUCUUCAAGAGCUUCACCUGCAGCAGAAUAACAUUGAGAUGCUGGGAGACCAAGCUCUAGUUGGUCUGUCCUCUCUGGCCCUGCUUGACCUCAGCCGGAAUAACCUGCACACCAUCGGCCCUGCCACCCUGCGGCCCCUCGUCAGCCUGCAGGUGCUGCGUGUCACAGACAAUCCGUGGCGUUGCGACUGUGCCCUGCACUGGCUGCGCAGCUGGAUCGAUGAGGAGGGCCAGCGCCUGCUGAGCUCGGCCGAGCGGCGCCUUGUGUGUUCUGAGCCGCCCCGCCUCUCCCACCUCAGCCUGGUGGAGGUGCCUCUUAACAGCCUGGUGUGCAUCCCCCCUCUGGUGCAGCUGGAACCCCGCCGCCUGGCCGUGCGCCUGGGGGAGAGCCUGCGUGUCUCCUGCCAUGCAUCUGGUUACCCCCGGCCGCAGGUCACCUGGAAGAAGGCUUCCCAGGGCAAGGUGCAGCUCUCCCCCCGGGGGCUGGUGCAGGACCUGGGUGGUGUAGGGACCGUGGGGGCUGAGGAUGCAGCACAUCCAGGUGCAGGACGGGUGAGACUCCAGAAGGAGGAUGGAGAGCGCUUCGAUCCAGACACGGGCAGUGGGAUGCUGUUCCUCAGUAACGUGACAGUGGCUCACGCCGGGCUGUAUGAGUGCGAGGCCUGGAACGCUGGAGGGGUGGCCCGUGUGACCUUUCAUCUCGUGAUCAACUCUUCGUCCUUUUCCAGUUGGUCCCCUGCCUCCUACGCGCCAUCCUGGCCUCGUCUGCGCUCCAAUCGGCCGACGUCGUCAGACGUGAGUCGAGAGCCCCUGUACGCCCUUGGCAGCAUGGCCUUCAGUGCGCUGGGAGCUGCUACUCAGACUGCCAUCGCCAUAGGGAUCUCCCUGCUGGCCCUCACGGCCCUUCUCCUGGUGGCCAUGAUCUACAGCCGGCACCGCCAGCGGCAGAAGGACACAGAUGACAAGGAGGAAAGCAUCCUGUAUGUCAAUGAUUACUCGGACGGACCAACAACCUUUGCCCAGCUGGAGGAGUAUCGGGAUGAGCGCGGGCACGAGAUGUAUGUUCUGAACCGGGCUAAACCCGUUCUCCCACCUUCCACCACAGCCACUACCACCACCUUGGGGUACCAACAGCAGGAGGCGCUGUCUCCCACAAAGCCCCAGAUGGAGCCUGAUAUACGGACAAUGAGAAGGAUGGCAGGGGAGGGCGGGGAGGCAGAGCCGGUGACAGCCGAGUCGGAGGGCUUAUUUCUGAAUCACACAGGUUUGUUCCUCGACUCACAAAUUGCAUAUGAGAUCCACUGCUGAAGGCCCCCAGGAUGACGUUCACAAUGAGCUAGCCCAGAGUGCUUAAUGUCACUUGGUGACCAAACCUCCAGACUGCAGAUCAAACGUGACAAUGAGGGUUCAGAUAAAUCAUAAAUCCUGAUUGCUCUGGAUCCAGAGUGACAAGCUUGAGCGGCAGCGAGAUAUAAAGACAUGGCAGGUUUGAUGCCUCCCUCAACCAAAACCCCCACUGUCCUUUGUCCAGCUUGAACAUAUACUGUAGCUACUAUAGUAAGUAUGGAGAAACCAUUACAGUGGACUGAGUCAUGUGUGGUGGAGAGACCCUUAUUGUGACACUUCUGCUGUUUAUAUAAACUAAACUGUGAUAGGGGCCUAAACAGGCUCACCUGGUUGGACUCUGAGAGGUUGAAAAAUGGAAGAGGAAGGUACAUCGUAAGUCUAUAAGAAAGGAGUACUUUGUGGCAGAAUACUGCUGACCAACCCGGAUCCCUCCAUCCUAAAGCAUAAUGUUACUUCCAAAGAUUUCAUCAAUCAAACAACGGUAUACAGUCAGUAAAACAGGCUUUCUCUCCUUCAGGUUCUGUUCAUUUCAUUAUGUUGGUGACUAUAUGCAUACUAGCAUGAACUGAAGAUAAGGAGAUGUAUUACAUUUGCAGGCAGUACCAUAAAUCAGUAAUCUCCUUUAACUUUAAAAUAAUACUUUUUGAAAUAUAUGAAAGUACUUUAGGGCUUAGCUUUAUGAAAGUGUUUUUGUCGCUUGUACCUCAACAUGUUUUUUAGUUGACCAAACAAGGUAAACCUAAUGUGAUUCAAUGUGUGUGUUUUUCUCAUGAUUAAGUGUUUCAAUAGCAUUUAGCUUACUGUAUUUGCAGUAUACCUCAGCAUUCGUAUUUGUUUAAAUGGAAUCUGGUAAAAUGUCUGUGGUCCAGCACAAGAUUACAGUAGGUUUUGGUGUGUGCUGUAAACUGCACAUAUGCUGCAUACAGUUUUGCAGUGCAUUGCUGUAUGGCACUAUUUUCAGAAAUUCCACCAGGAACUACCAAAUCCACAACAAUAUUAGCUUUCAUUCAAACUGUGUUUUUGUCAUUCAGAUGUUGAAAAGUAUUUGUUUGAAAUAGGAAGUGCAGUGGACCCCAGCGCAAGCUUCCCCCAACAGCUGUAGGCUACAGGGAAAGAAAAGCCAUGCAGUCUAGAAUUAAAACACUGUAUUGUCCUACCCAGAUUGUCACUGUAAAACUGCAUUUCAAGCUUUUAGUAUAAUUUCAGAUGUUUUGAAUACUUUUAUUUGAAAAUGAUUUAUUUGUGGUUUGUUUUGACAUACACUACUGUUCAAAGGUUUGGGGUCACUUAGAAAUGUCCUCGUUAUCCAUGAAAACAUACAUGAAAUGA
Messenger RNA from Coregonus clupeaformis (lake whitefish), 3564 nucleotides. RefSeq names its product leucine-rich repeat-containing protein 24-like. Lineage: Eukaryota; Metazoa; Chordata; Actinopteri; Salmoniformes; Salmonidae. The transcript has 5 exons. Gene Ontology annotation, molecular function: protein binding. The record is from RefSeq and is a predicted model, not a curated record. The coding region runs from base 457 to 2196 and encodes 579 amino acids.